Messenger RNA from Cucumis melo (muskmelon), 2282 nucleotides. Its product is annotated as rhamnogalacturonan I rhamnosyltransferase 1-like. The transcript is spliced from 8 exons. The record is from RefSeq and is a predicted model, not a curated record. NCBI's taxonomy places the organism in Eukaryota, Viridiplantae, Streptophyta, Magnoliopsida, Cucurbitales, Cucurbitaceae. Gene Ontology annotation, cellular component: cytoplasm. The coding region runs from base 444 to 1970 and encodes 508 amino acids.
UGGCCAUGCCAACAAAAAAAAAUUCGAUCGAAAUAGACAAUCUUUACGGCUUCAGUUCAUCCACGACCAUGACCUCUUCUAUCUCAAAGCAACGCCUCCGCCUUGAUUUAUGCCUUUUUAUCUCACAGUCUCUCUAUUUCUACUCUCCCCUUAUCCCACUCUCUCUUUCUCAAUAAUUUUCACUCUCACUUCCCAUUACAUUCUCUUUUACAUCCCAAUUCCUUUCAAAACCUCCAAUUUUUUGUCCUAUUACGCAAAUUACUACCAUUCAUACCUUAAAAAUGCAGUCCAUUGUGUUAAUUAACUUCUGGGUUCCCAAUUUCAGGAUGGAAUUAUUUAUACUUAUAAUAGGGAUUCACUGAUUAUCCUCAUUCUCUUUCGACUUCCCAUUUGUAAUUUCAAGCUAUUUUGACAAGUGGGGUGGUUUGGGUUUGUAAAUCUCAAUGUGUAAAAUGAAGGAAUCUGAUCACAAGAGCCAUUAUAGCCAUUAUUGGGAAAUGGGCUUUAGAUUUUCUGAUGAAGAGAAGGUUGAUAAGUUGAAGAACUCGAUUACUGUUUCGAGGUCUAGAAUGAAGGUAUGGAUGACGAGGGCUAUUACAACAGUGCUGCUAUGGACUUGUUUUGUUCAGCUUAUGGCUUUAGGGGAACUAUGGAGGCCAAAGCUCUUCAUUACUUGGCCUUCGCGUUGUUGCCAUUUUGAUUCUCCCAUGGCUCUUCAGUCUUCAUCUUCUUCUCUUCCUUACAAAGUUUUUCUUCCACCAAAAAGGGUUUACAAAAGCAAUGGCUAUCUCAUGGUUUCUUGCAAUGGAGGACUCAACCAAAUGAGAGCAGCGAUCUGUGACAUGGUUGCCAUUGCCAGAUACUUGAAUCUUACUCUAAUUGUUCCUAAUUUGGAUAAAACUUCCUUUUGGGAUGACCCCAGUGACUUUGAAGACAUUUUCGACUUAGAUCAUUUCAUAUUGUCGUUGAGAGAUCAGGUUCGAAUAUUGAGAAAGCUACCGCCAAGGCUUGAACGAAGAUUUGAGUCGAGAAUGAUUUACUCGCUGUCACCUAUUAGUUGGUCAAACAUGUCAUAUUACCUUAAUCAGAUUCUUCCAUUGGUCCAAAAGUAUAAAGUUCUACAUUUGAAUAAAACCGAUGCUCGACUUUCCAAUAAUGGACUGCCGAUUGAGGUUCAGAAGUUACGAUGUCGGGUAAAUUUUAAUGCCCUGAAAUUUACUUCUCAAAUUGAGGAACUGGGAAGAAAAGUUGUUCAAAUGCUGAGAAAUAAAGGACCAUUCUUGGUUCUUCAUCUUAGAUAUGAAAUGGAUAUGCUAGCCUUCUCUGGCUGCACCCGUGGUUGCACCAAUGAGGAAGUCGACGAACUCACGAGAAUGAGAUAUGCUUAUUCGUGGUGGAAGGAGAAAGUUAUCGAUUCUGAGCUGAAAAGGAAGGAAGGUUUGUGUCCAUUGACUCCUGAAGAAACUUCGCUAGUUUUAAGUGCACUCGGGGUCGAUCGUAAUGUUCAAAUAUACAUUGCUUCUGGAGAAAUAUAUGGUGGAGAAAGAAGGAUGGAAAGUCUGGCAUCUGCUUUCCCUAAUCUGGUCAGAAAAGAGACAUUGCUGAAACCAUCGGACUUGAGGUUCUUUCAGAAUCGUUCAUCGCAAAUGGCUGCAUUGGAUUAUCUCGUGUCAUUGGAGAGUGAUAUUUACGUUCCUACGUAUGAUGGGAACAUGGCAAAAGUUGUCGAAGGACAUCGUAGAUUCUUGGGAUUCAAAAAAACCGUUCUUCUCGACAGAAAGUUGGUAGUUAGCUUAAUAGAUCAGUAUAGCAAUGGGUUGUUGGGUUGGGACGAGUUUUCUUCAGCAAUGAAGGAAGGUCACUCUGAUCAUAAUGGGAGCUCAAAGACACGAGUUGUCAUUCCAGAUCGGCCUAAGGAAGAAGAUUAUUUCUACUCGAAUCCGCAUGAGUGCUUGGAAGCAUGGGAAUAGCGAUUGAGAAGCUCAUGAUAUCAUCAUCAAAGGAGAUUUUUUACAACUUGUAUAAUUGUUGAAGAAAACAGAAGAGAACUGAUAUCCUUGUACUUUUGGGAUGGAGAGGAGAGGCUUUUGGGUUAUCAUCUACUUGAAUUAUGAAUAAAUGAGUUAUUAAGAACACAAGGCCUCUUCUCUUGAUACAAAUUUUUAGAUUAGCAAAAGUUGUAACAGUGGGAAAUAACUGGAUCAUCCAAAAUUUUUAAUUUCUUCAACUAUGUCAACACCAAAAUUGAUGUCUUUCUUAAAUAAGUAAUAAAUCAUUAUUAC